AUGCAAACUAGAAAUGCUUUUUCUUGGAUAAAGAAAGAGAUUACCCGAUCUAUUUUCGUAUUGCUCAUGAUCCAUAUAAUAACUCGAGCACCCAUUUCAAAUGCAUAUCCCAUUUUUGCCCAACAAGGUUAUGAAAAUCCUCGAGAAGCUACAGGCCGGAUUGUAUGUGCUAAUUUCCAUUUAGCUAAUAAGCCCGUAGAUAUUGAGGUUCCACAAGCGGUACUUCCCGAUACUGUAUUUGAAGCAGUUGUGGGAAUUCCUUAUGAUAUGCAAGUGAAACAAGUUCUUGCUAAUGGUAUAAAGGGGGCUUUGAAUGUAGGAGCUAUUCUUAUUUUACCAGAGGGUUUUGAAUUGGCCCCUCCUCAUCGUCUUUCGCCCGAGAUUAAAAAAAAGAUGGGUAAUUUGUCUUUUCAAAGCUAUCGUCCCACAAAAAAAAAUAUUCUUGUGAUAGGCCCCGUUCCUGGGAAAAAAUAUAGUGAAAUUACCUUUCCUAUUCUUUCUCCAGAUCCUGCUACUAAGAGACAUGUUUACUUCUUAAAAUAUCCUCUAUACAUAGGCGGGAACAGGGGAAGGAGUAAGAUUUAUCCCGACGGAAGCAAAAGUAAUAAUAAUGUUUAUAAUGCUACAGCAACAGGUGUAGUAAACAAAAUAAUACGAAAAGAAAAAGGUGGAUACGAAAUAACGAUAGUAGAUGCAUCAGAUGGACGUGAAGUGAUUGAUAUUCUACCGCCAGGACCAGAACUUCUUGUUUCAGAGGGUGAAUCUAUCGAACUUGAUCAACCAUUAACGAGUAAUCCUAAUGUGGGUGGAUUUGGUCAGGGGGAUGCAGAAAUAGUGCUUCAAGAUCCAUUAUGUGUCCAAGGUCUCUUGCUCUUCUUGGCAUCUAUUAUUUUGGCACAAAUCUUUUUGGUUCUUAAAAAGAAACAAUUUGAGAAGGUUCAAUUGUUCGAAAUGAAUUUUUAG
Messenger RNA from Lathyrus sativus (Indian pea), 963 nucleotides. The record is from the annotation of a GenBank genome assembly. Lineage: Eukaryota; Viridiplantae; Streptophyta; Magnoliopsida; Fabales; Fabaceae.